This is a messenger RNA of Myripristis murdjan (pinecone soldierfish), 5338 nucleotides long. RefSeq names its product xin actin binding repeat containing 1 (gene xirp1). The transcript has 8 exons. Gene Ontology annotation, cellular component: focal adhesion; stress fiber. Gene Ontology annotation, molecular function: actin filament binding. Gene Ontology annotation, biological process: actin filament organization; actin cytoskeleton organization. NCBI's taxonomy places the organism in Eukaryota, Metazoa, Chordata, Actinopteri, Holocentriformes, Holocentridae. The record is from RefSeq and is a predicted model, not a curated record. The coding region runs from base 1 to 5274 and encodes 1757 amino acids.
AUGGAGGUGCACAGCCUGAGGAGGACCCAGUCCUUGAAGAGCCUGUCUGGGGUUCAUGAGGGGUCAUGGGUGCCGCCAGCUUUCACCCGCUGGGACAGGAAGUCUGUCUCUCAGCUUGUGCAACAGUACCAAAGCUGUGGAGAGCUCAGGAUUUCAGAGCAAAAAGCAGAGCAUAAACUCCAGGGGUCUAAGGUGAGCAGCAGGGUUGAAGUCUUUGAGAGUCAGGCGGAGGGCCGGUGGAGGACGCUGCACAGUGCGGACCACCUGGGGUCUGGAGGACGCCCGGGCCUGACCAGGAGCCGCUCCAUGGAUGCCCUGCCCCGCCAGGAGGCUUCAGGCAUCAGCGCUCUGCGUGACCUGUUUGAGUCCAAGGCCGGCCUGCAGCAGGACUUCUCCAGCAGCCCCCGCCUGAACACAACAUCUGCUACUGGAAGUAAGACAGGGAGAGAGCGCCCCCUGCAGGGCUGGAAAUGCAACACCACUCAUGGAGAGGACAUGUCCACUCAGAGCGCUCCCCGGCCGAAGAGAAGGACGACCGUAAGUGGACUCCCGGAGUCUUACGCCAGAGCGUCCAGAUACUCACAUGAUGACAAAAAGACUCCGCCACUGACUAAAGGAGAGACCCCAGUAAGACAAGGCCAGGACAGGAUUUCCACAUCCGCCUCAGUGAGAGACAGAUCUGCUCUCUACCUGUCAAAAGUGGCAGCUACAGAAUCCACAGGAGGCUCGACACAACCGCAGGAAUUCAUUGGUACCCCAGGACAAAGGGCUAAAAACAUUAAGAUGGCUGAUGUAACCAGACAAAUCACAGUUUCAGGACCAGCUCAUGAUGAGGACGACCUGCCUCUCCCCCCACCUCCCCAAGUCCCACCCAGACCCCUUGACUAUGAAGGGCCCUCGUCAUUAAGCAGCCUCCCUAUGCCUCCACCUAAAGAAACCUUCUCAGCGUUCUACCAGCAAAGGCAAAAAAGUGAGCUGAAGAGGCUUUUUAAACACAUUCACCCAGAUCUGCGGGCCAGUCUCGAUCAUGUUGUGGAUGAUGAGCUGAUGGAGGUGGUGCAGUCAGAAACCACUCAGGCGGCAGAUGCAGCCUAUCAGGGUGAAGUGCAGUCCAUGAGGUGGAUCUUUGAGAACUGGACCCUGGACAAUAUUGGGGAUCCUCAUGCAACCAAGAAGCUGCUGGAUGAGGAAGACUUAAAAGGUGGAGAUGUCAGAGGAACGUCUUCCAUGUUCGAGCACAUUGAGAGUCCUCAACAAAGUUCUGGGGCAAUUGCUGAGAGGCAGAUUUCUGUCAGAGGUGACGUCCGAACAUCAACGUGGCUGUUUGAGACACAGCCCUUAGAUUCCCUAAACAAACUAAAAAGAGAAGAAGGUGAACUGGUUGAAGCAGUGCUGAAAGAACCCAUCCAGACAGGUGACGUGCAAGGGGCUCGGCUGCUUUUUGAGACUAGACCGCUGGGCGACUUAGGGCGCUGCGACUCCAUUGAAGACCGUAACUUCCUGAAACUAAAGUCUGAGCUUCAGGAGCAGAAGGGAGAUGUCAAGAAGACUGUGAAACUCUUCCAGGCAGAACCUUGCUGUGCCAUCAGAGACAACAGUGGUAACAUCCAUGAGAUUAAGUCCAUUUGCAGGGAGGAGAUCCAAAGCAGUAACAUCAGCACUGCACGUUGGCUGUUUGAAACCCAGCCUUUGGACAUCAUCAAUAAGGGAACUGAUGGAGUGAAAAUUAUUCGGGGUAUAUCACUGGAAGAGGGCCAGAGAGGUGGAGUGGAUAGAAAGAGGUGGAUGUUUGAAACUCAGCCAUUUAGCACAAUACAAGAGGGCACGGAAGUGCAAGGGUUUGAAGCAACUGUCGCUGACUACGCAGGAGAGGCUGACGUUGGGAACAAAAGGAAGCUAUUUGAAACACAGCCCUUGGCAGCAUUGAAAGGAGACUCCACAGAAAGUGCUUUAGAAAAGGAAGAAAUACUUAGGGGUGAUGUCAAGACUUCCCUGUGGCUGUUUGAAACUCAACCCAUUGAGACCCUUACUGACAGCUACGAAGUUGGACGUUUGAAGAAAAUUACCCUCUCAGCUGAGGAGCAAGGAGAAGUAAAAGACAAAAAGCAAAUAUUCGAGAACUACUGUACAAAACUGAGCCCCUUAGUCAGAGAACAAGAUAUUGAAAAAGGUGAUGUAAAUUCAUUCAAACAUCUUUUUGAAACAAUCCCUCUAAGCAAGAUUUCUAAUUCUCAUGAGGAGACUGAUGAGAGGAAGGAAAUUGAUAUCACUGGAGGAAAUGUGAGAGGUAACACAGCAUUGUUUGAGACAACGCCUUUAUAUGCCAUAAAAGACUCCUCUGGAAACCUCCAUAAGGUCACAACAGUCAGCCGAGAGGAGUUCAUCAAAGGGAAUGUCCAAAACUACAAGUGGAUGUUUGAGACCAAGCCUCUAGACCAGUUUGCAGAGGGAGAAGGAAAUGUUGAGGUAAUCAAAGGCAUUACCAGACAGGAGGAUACAAUGGGCGAUGUUAAGAUGGCAAAGUGGCUCUUUGAGACACAGACAAUAGAUGGGAUCCAUUCCAAGUUCAACCAGACAGAGCAAAACUCCUCUGCACAACAGGAGGAGUCUCAUAAAGGUGAUGUCAAGACCUGCAAGUGGUUAUUUGAGACACAACCCAUGGACAUUUUGUAUGACAAAUCCGAGAAAGUGCAUGAUAAAGAAACCAUUGAAAACACGAAUGUCAAGUCCUUCACCUGGCUUUUUGAAUCACAGCCUCUAGACAGCAUUAAAGACACUGAGGAGCAUAAUUUGAAGUUAUGCAGCACCAUGCAGGAUUCUGUUAAAUCAGAGGUUGGGGUCCAAACAGUCAAACGUCUAUUUGAGACAGAAACUUUGGAUAGAAUACGAAAGGAUUCAAAUGCAGAACAAGAUGUGAGAUAUGUCAGCCAGGUUGAUGUCCAGUCAGGAGAUGUCUCACGAGUCAAAGAACUUUUUGAAUCCCAGUCCCUUGAUGAAAUAGGAUGCGAAAUGGUGACAGCCUCUGAUGAACAGAGCCAAGAUGAGCACAUUCAGAAGGGAUCAGUUCAUAAAUUCACUUGGCUGUUUGAGAACCGUCCCAUCAACAUGAUCAAUGAUAAGGACAAUGACGACACAAACAUUCACAGAGUUAGUGAUGUUGAGGGUGGUGAUGUACACAACAAGAAGUUCAUAUUCGAAACCUUCUCACUUGACAAGAUCCAUGAUCAACCUCUUGAAGAGGAAUUCGUCUGUGUGGAAAAGCCUGUGACCAAUGUUGACGUGAAGUCAAGCACCAUGAUGUUUGAGUCUCAGCCACUGUAUGCCAUCAGAGACAAGGAGGGACAGUUUCAUGAGGUAACUACUGUGAAGAAAGAGGAAAUAAUGAGUGGCAAUGUGAAAGGAGCUAGGUGGAUGUUUGAAACCAAGCCGCUUGAUGCCAUCAAGGCAGAAAAUGAGGUUUAUGUGAUCCGAGCUGUCACUCAAGAAGAUGUCAAGAAAGGAGAUGUCAAAUCUGCCAGGUGGAAGUUUGAGACACAACCUCUGGACACACUCGUUAGCCGAGAUGAGUCCUCUGUCAGGGUUGUAGAGGACUUUGGAAGCAGUAAUGUACAGCUGAACAAACAGAUAUUUGAAUCUGAGGAAUCUCACAAGCAGUUUGUGAGAAUGGUUAGUGUCACUGAUGUUCAGCAAGGUGAUGUCCGGACCUCCACCUGGCUCUUUGAGAAUCAGCCCAUUGACAGUCUGAAAGGGGAAUCUCAGGAGCAAGGAACAGUAAAUACUGUCCAUCGGGAAGACACCCAGAAAGGAGAUGUGAAACGCUGCACUUGGCUGUUUGAAUCACAGCCACUGGACAAGAUCAAGGAGCCAGAUGAUGCCUCAGUGCAAGGUGUUGAGGAGGACAUACCUAAAGCUGAUGUGAAGAGCACCACAUGGUUGUUUGAAACCACACCUCUGGACAAAAUCACUGUCAACAGUAUUGCUGACACUCUAUCCUAUCUGUAUCAACACACCUUUAUCCAUUCGAGUGGCAUUAUAAUAGAAGCAAAUGAGAAUAGGAAUGUUAACAUGGCAAAAUAUCAGCUUGACAGCCAAGAGGGCCUGCAAAUCCAGAAGGAGGAGGUUACGGAGGGUAACAUCCGUAACAUCAUGUUACAACUAUUAUGCAAACCAACUCUAAAGCCCCAGAUUUCUCUUCUCAGAGAGGUGGAGAAGGGUAAAAUAAACACCACAGUAGUAGAACUCCCAAUCCAUCAGUCAACCUCACCCAUUAGUCAAGAUAGGGAUCCAAGAAUACAAAACAUUGCUCAGACGAUUGAUAGCCUGCUUGUUCAGUAUAAACAUUUGAAAAGAGGAAUCAUAAUGCAAGAGUCUGCAGGGGGACAAGCAGAGAUGUCAGUUUACUCACUCAUCUGCCACUGCGAAACCAAAAUUGAGAGUCAAGACAUUGAAAGGGGAGAUGUUAAGUCUACUAUUGGAAAUCUUUUAGCUACUGCCAAUAACCAAUGCACUGCAUCCUCCUGCAGAAUAGAUGAAAAGGAAAAGGGGAAUGUAAACUUGUAUAAAAGUUGCAUUGAGAAAGGAGAUCUACAAUACCUGAAGAGUCUUCAUACUGAGGAAUCAGGAGAUGAAGAUGAUGUUGACAGUCUUUUGGCUAAGGAGCACACUGAAAUAGUCCAGGGAGAUGUGAAAGAGGCAAAGAAAAGUCUCUAUCAGCAAAAAGAGCAUGUGGAGCGAACCAUUUCUGAUGUUUUACCAGGGGAUGUAAAGAACACCAAAAAAGUUUUUGCAUCAGAGUGCUCUUUCAACGUUGAAAGCUGUGUCCCAAAGGAAGAAAUAAUCCGUGGGGACAUCUCAUCAGCGAAGCAACAGCUUGCAGCAAGGCAACCAAUAACAGUAGAAAAAGAGGAGGUUGUGGCUGGUGACAUCAAGGCAACAAUGCAGUCAUUAGAACGGGCAAAGCAACAUAGUAUGUAUGUGGAGCGGGAGGUCAUCAAACCUGGAACUAUCUAUGACAUGGACUUGUCGGCACAAGGUCCUGAAACAGAGGGAAACCAAGCUCAGAAAGAGGAAAUUAUAUCUGGAGAUGUGAAAGCAGCUAAAAAGUCCCUUGAAAUGGCAAAGAUGCAAAGCAUGCGCGUGGAGCGUGAAGCCAUUGUUCCAGGAAAAAUAUACAACCUGAAUGUCUCAGCACAAGAGGAAAGCUGCUCAACGGUGCAGCAGUGUACGUCUUCAUCCUCCUCCAGAUGCCAGCAAAUCACGACUUAUCCAAAGUAACUUGUGAAGAGCCCCCAUCCAUUACAACACAGAAUUCAACAACCAGCCCUGUAGCAAUUGCAAA